Molecule: messenger RNA, 6736 nt
Organism: Daldinia caldariorum
Lineage: Eukaryota; Fungi; Ascomycota; Sordariomycetes; Xylariales; Hypoxylaceae
Exons: 2
Coding region: 610-6462 (1950 amino acids)
Biological process (GO): intracellular signal transduction
Cellular component (GO): cytoplasm
Molecular function (GO): guanyl-nucleotide exchange factor activity; protein binding
Source: RefSeq, a predicted model, not a curated record
AUGCAGAGUCCAGACGCAGACAUCAAUGCAGCAAGAAGAAGCCGUCACCUUUUUUAGUCUUUUAAUCUUUUAGUACCUGUUUACGGAUCCGUAAUCUAGACGCAAUCUCUACAGCAAUCGAAGCUUUGUACCGCUUUCUUGUCCCCCCCAAACUUGUUCUUACCAAAUCAUCUUGCAUGUCAGGCUGCCAGCGCAUCAACUCGAGAGACAUUCCCACACGACCAAGCAGCUUGCAACCCUUUGCCAGGGGCGGGUCUUCUUGUCCUAGAAUUAUCGAAUGGCUCUUUCGAAAAUCCUGUCGAACCACCACGGCCGGCACGCUUGCACGCUUGCACGCUUGGAACGCCUGCCUUUUCCCCCACACUCCUUGUUGCUUGCUACCUGCUACCUCGCUACCUCACCACUAACCCAUUGGUCUCCAAUUGCUCGUAAGCUCGAAAACCCACGUCGCCUAGUCUAGAAACGUUCAAGGCAACCCCCCCAAGGUUAUUCGACAACGUAGCCUUGGACAGAGAACCCUUGCUCGGCUCGACCUACCUACGCCCUCUAUUUGUCUUGUAUACCUACCUAUAUCUCUCAGCGCCUGAAUGUCAGGGUGAUGUCCAGAAGAUGCAGGAAGAGGAGGAACCCCUUGGUGCGACGUUGGCAGCCCAUAAUUUUGAAUCCCAGUCAAAUCUAAGUCCAACCAGACACCAACAGCAACAUAACUAUUACCACCAAUAUAACCAGCAAGAACACCAGGAACAGCACCAAUACUAUGCUCAUCUGAAUUCUAAUCCACCAGCCUUUGGCUCGUCCCACUACGACGAUUACGAUUACGACACCAGCCUCGGCCAGAACCCCGUGCUCCCUUCGUCAGAAUUCGCGUCCUAUGCCUCAAGUAACGUUCAAGCCGCCCAUGCGAACGCGACGAAUGUCGAGCCCGUGGCCGUCGUAGAUCCGGACGAUUUCUACAGAAAUUAUCGUGGCGCCCAUACGUCUGUGCCAGAUCCGGCCCACGACGAAUUGAUGGCGUCAACCUUGCCUCCCCCGAAGCAAGACCAAAAUCUUCCGUUGCGAUCAAACGGGAGUAGUACGGCUCCGAGGCACCCCGCUAAUUCUUCGACACGGCCCCGUGUAAGACCCAAUGUGCGCUCUGUAUCGGCCCCCAUCGAAGACAAACAAUCUAGUGGUACUUCAAAAUCGAGGACCGCAACCAACGCUACAUUUGGAGGCCGUACCGGACACCAGCCCAGUGUAAAGGAUUUAAAGAGAAGGUUUGACCAAAAUGUGGCACAGCCAAGCAGUUCCGCUUCUUCUAAGACCGUACCGCAUAUUCCAGCUAGAGACACAUCGUCAUCUCCCAGGUAUCGCCGAGUAAGUGGUCCUUCUUCGGCAAAUGGACAGGCGUCGUAUACGGCGUUGCGGUCGUCCGUGACGCGUGACUUCGACUCUGGAAAAGCAUCCUCGGCAGGAUCGCGAGCGACACAACGGAAUAAAUCGGUUCCUGAAGAUCAUGUAUCCAGUAACCCGCAAUCCUUUGCAAGCCGUAUAGCGAAGCCUCGUGUUUCGACCGGAUCUCACACUCAGGCAUCAAAAUCUGUAAAUAGUCUUUCACCCAUUUCGCCUAGCUCGAUUCCGCCACUUUCCCAGUCUCAUGGUCUUCUGUUCGGGGAGAUAGCGCCCGGUGAGCUGGAUACGGGGGCAGCAGGUUAUGGUAUCGAAGGUGUUCGGGCGAGACGAACUUCGGAUUCGAAUCUCCAUAAUCCGAAGGGUCUGCGCCAGCGAAGUUUUUCACACACUGAUGCUGAACCACCCUCGCCUAGUGACUGGUAUCGUAGUGCGAAUGGAAGCCCUGCGAUUCAUGACAACGCGGCGACAAAAGAUAUAAAACCUGCUAAGGCCCACAGCCGGUCGCGAAGCGACGUCGUUGGGACCAGGCCGGGCCCAACGCCGUCGCAAAACGCUCAAGCUUCGAACUCAAGACUCCACAAAGAUCGGGGCCCGCCAUCGACGACUUCAAGAUUGCCCGUUUCAGUGCGAAAACUCAAUAGCCCUUCAGGUUCUUCUAGUCCAACAUCGACACGAUCGAAUUCUCCGUCCACGUUGAGGCGCCCUGCUAUUCAAGGGAAGUCGUCCAAGUCAAUACCAUCCUCACGAGCGAAGACCCCCAGCAGCAGCUCUAGUUCUACGACGAGGCGGCCAAACCGUUUAGGUUCCAUAACUCCGAAUAACAAUACAAGACUUAACGCGUAUAUAUCAGCUCCUACCCCGAAAUUAUCCCCCACAUUACGAAGUUCCCGGCCGCGCCAACCGGUUUCCUCUGCAACUACGGCUAGCUCAAGAAUGAAGGCCGUCGAAAGAGGCCGGUCACCGUCACAUCGCGACACCCGAGGAGGCAUAAGAUUUAAUGAGUCAAACACGAGAAGGCGGAAGAUUUCGAUAGGCCCGAUCGACUUCGAGUCUCGAAGGGAACAGAUUAAAUUAUCUUAUACAAAGUCUAUCCGGGAGAGCGAGGCCCGGAUUGCGGCUAGGAAGGCUGCUGAUGAGAAGAAACGGAAGGAAGAAGCUAAGGCCAAGGCUGAAGAAGAGGCUAAAGCUGCAGCUGAAGAAGAGGCUAAAGUUGAAGCUGAAGAAGAGGCUCGACUAGCUGUUGAAACACAGCGUACAAAGGAAAGGGUCCAAGAGGAACCACGCGAAGAGAAUAUCCAAAGCCCAGCUGACAGCGAGGUACCGGCUCCAGAACAAGCGACGUUAACAAUUGCUACCAGUAUUGCACAGCCUAGUCACGGUAGCAUUACGGAAAUUUUGGGGAUAGGAGCAGUCGAGAAAGAUUCGCCGACACUCGGUAUACCCGGAAGUUUCCCAACUGCCGAAAACACAGAGGACCAAGAUGAAGCACCACUUUCAGCUAUCUCAAAUACUACUGAAUUUGAUGUCGAACCACAAAUAGACCCGCCAGUACAGGAAAUCCCCCUUCUACUGGAUGUCAACAAAGUCAGCGAUGAUAUCGAUUACUCUAAGUCAACGUACUCGAAAGCAGAAUAUCGAUCUCCUUUCGAAGACGAAUGUACUAGCAACGACCGCUUCUCAAUCAAUAUUUCGUUAGAUGCAUCGACAGAGCCAAACUUAUCACCUAAACAAAUUCCACCUGCUCUGAGCGAAACUCAAAAGCACCAUGGUAUUCCAGGUUCAUAUCAGGACGACGAUGAUGAAGAAGAAUAUUCUUUACAGCCACUUCCAUCUGAACCGUAUCACACGAAGGUUACAAUAAUUGGUCGUGAUUCGGACUUUCCACUUCCAGAGCAUGGCCUAGGCGAGCCAGCAUAUCCCACCUUCCAAAGUAACCAAGAUUCCAGUGACAUUAGCUCGCAACUCAAACCACCUGAUUUAUCCCGCAAAAUUUCCUACAAUAGUGACCAGGGCGGCCCGAGUGUUGGACUGACAGAGAUCGAAGAGUACUUCGUCGGCCCGCUCAUAAAGGGUCCCACAGCAACUAUCUCCCGAAGUUCUAGCCCCAAGGCAGUGGAAGAGAAUGGUAUAAAUAGCCAGGAACAACAGACCAUAGAAGAUUCACGUUUCUCCACAGAGUCACGAAGGACUCUAGGCACAGCUCCAAGCCUUACAAUACCGAGAACAUCGGAUUCGAUGAAUAGAGCGAGCCAAACCACGGUCUGGACUGACUACUCGAUCAAUAGCCAUGAAGCAUACUCCGACUACGAGCUGCGGAACCGAGACGUACAAAAUCGUGACUCAACUUAUCGUGAUGACGGUUCAGUAUCAGGGUCUAGUUCUUUGUCACAUCAUUAUCAAUACGGACAAGACCCAAGCGAGAUGCCUCCUUGCAGUCCCGAGAUGCCCUGCAAUGAACCUCAAGACGCUGAGCCAGUGCAUUGCAUUCCACUCCAGCUUCCCAAACUGAACACUGGUGAUGGAUUUACAGUCGACUAUGCCGAACAUAAAGAGGGCACCAUCCCCGUUAUUCCAGACCACUCUCCGCCGCCGCCCCCUGAUGAGGGAUCGUUACGCGAGUUCCCUAGGUCUGAAGUGCAAAGCGAAUACUUCGAUAAUACAAGACCUAAUAGCUAUGCCCAAGCUGGAAAGGAUGACCGAAGUAUCUUCUCCAUUGAUCCUUCAAGGCAGAGUGAAGACUACGACCCAUCAGAAUCGGGCUCACGGACGAACUAUAAGGGCUCCCUUGAAAUUACCGAAGGGUUUCCAGCUCGUACAGUUCUGUUAGAUAGUCAACAAACGCUAGCCGAAAGUAUUGAUCAAGGCGAAGAUAGCGUAGGACUUUCGACGGGAGAGAGAAAGCGAUUAUUCACUCGUCUUCAGACUAUCAAGGAGCUAAUCGACACUGAAGCAUUUUUUAUAAGAGAUAUGAAUAUUGCUGAGGAGAUUUACAAGGGGACGGCCGAAGCUUGCCCCAGACUUGAUGAUCAGACGAUCAAACUAAUUUUUCGCAACACCGACGAGAUAAUUAGAUUCCAUUCUGGCUUUCUAGCCGAGCUUAAGGCGGGCGUCUCUAACAUCUAUACGCCCAAAGGCCACCGUACACAACUCCCGAAGGAAUCUUCUACUCCUCCUGACAGCACAUCUCCCUCGGUGACCACCACUGCUACAGGUCACCUGAACGACGAGAGAGACCGGCAAUCAUCUGUUGGGCCGAUUUUCAUUCGAAACAUGGAGAAAAUGAAAGAAGUGCAUGAAACUUUCCUGAAAAAUAGCGAUCACGCUGCAAAACGGCUGAUCCAGAUUCAGGAGGACCCCACGGUAAAAGUGUGGUUGGACGAAUGCAACGCGGUUGCCAGAGACCUAACUAAGGCGUGGAAUCUGGACUCCCUCCUUAUCAAACCAAUGCAAAGAAUUACGAAAUACCCAACUCUCCUUAUUCAGCUGCUUCACGAAACGCCAGCAGAUCAUCCGGACCGCCCAUUCCUUGAAUCCGCUAAAGUCGGUCUAGAACAUGCAAUAGAAGAAAUCAAUAAAACGAAGAAGAAUUUCGAAUUAGUCGGGCAGAUAGUUAGUAGAAAACGCAAGGACUCUGAUGUCAGAGCUGGCCUUGCUAGAGCUUUCGGCAAGAGGGUAGAUAAGCUGCAAGCCACACAUAAGCCUGCGGAAGACCCGGAAUAUCUGAAGCUUCAUGAGAGAUUUGGCGACGACUACCUUCGACUACAGGUUGUUUUACGAGAUGUUGAGUUCUAUACGAGACAGGUCACUGAAUACGUCCACGAGUUUUUACAAUACUUGUCUUCGAUGGAGCUUGUUAUGCGGCUUCAGCCGUCGCCUCACCCUGAGAUCGAAAGCAAAUGGGUCCGCUUCAAUGUGUCUAUGAGAGACAUCGAAAAAGUUGCUCUAGAGGAUCAUCUCUCCAAAGUGAGGAAACAAGUUAUUGAGCCUUUCGAGCUUGUAAUCAAGUCAUACGGCAAUCCGUUACUUGCUAUGAAAAAGAGGGGCAAACGUCGAAUAGACUAUGAGAAAUCAGUCCAACUGAAGAAGAGCGGUAAGAAAAUUGACAAGCAGCUCUCCGAAUGCGCCGAGCAAUACGAGGCCUUGAACGAAGCAUUGAAAAAGGAACUUCCUGUACUGUCUGCGUUGACAGAAAAGGUUGGCAAAAUUUGUCUAGCCAACUUCGUCAAUAUACAAGCCCAAUGGUUCGCUAUUUGGAAGGAAAAGGUCAAGGUGGUGCUCGACAACCCCGAAGUGCCAGAAAUCGUCGACAUCGUAUCUACAUUCCAGCGCGAUUACAGCUUUCAAGAUGAGCAAAUCAACACACUUGGCAUUGUGAAUCCGGCUUCGAAAGGCCGCCCUUCCCAGUCGACUAGCACCGACGAGUCCUUUGCGCGACUUCGCUUAAGGCCUGCUGACCUUUCACCUCGAGGCCGAGGAUUGUCUUUGAACAAUGGGGAUAUAGCUCCUACUUUGCCUACACCAGAUUUCAUGAAACGUCAUAGCGGCCAAUUUACCAUCUCUCCGACUACUGCUUCCCUCCCAAGCCCUCAUCAAUACUAUUACCGCGACUACUACGGCGGAAUUAGCGCACAAGGACGUCCGGGGUCUGGCUCGCCUCAUACCCCCGACUCUUCUGUGAUUUCCCGUCCCUUGGGACAAAUACCUGUACGACCUGGAACUGGUCAGAGUUACGACUCGACCAGUGCUCCAAGGCAAAGUCUGGAAUCGGGUGCACAUACGAGAGCUUACUCUAAUUCGAUACAACCGUCUCCACAUCAAUCAGCCGAGAACCACCGUUAUUCGGGUCUCUUCCAGUCUGCACUUCCGCCAUCCGACAGUCAAGAACGUCUCCCACGGCCAUCUCAAGCGUCAUCUCGAGCUUCUUCUCGGGAGCGGAAGCACAUCAACGGAUACAAUGUCUUAUGGCUAGCGGCUUCUCUAUUUGAAUUUAACAUCGAAACCACCAAACACGAAGCUGGGUACCCUUAUUUGACGUACCAGGCAGGAGAGGUAUGUUAUAUUGUGACGUAGCAGUUGAGAGCCAUUACUGAUAUAAGAAUGUAUAGAUAUUCGAUGUCAUAGCCGAGAAGGGCGAGUUAUGGCUUGCCAAAAACCAGGACGACCCCAGCAACCUAGUUGGAUGGCUAUGGUCUAAGCAUUUUGCCAAGCUAGCAGACGACUAGGCUUUUGUAGCCUCUUUAUAUCAGAAUAUCCCCACAUCUGGUCGAACUUGGGUCGUAUUGCCUUUGACGACAUUGCGAAUGCUGAAUUCCUUAAUUUCUAGGCCGACCUAAGUCUUUUUUUU